Messenger RNA from Rotaria socialis, 450 nucleotides. The record is from the annotation of a GenBank genome assembly. NCBI's taxonomy places the organism in Eukaryota, Metazoa, Rotifera, Eurotatoria, Philodinida, Philodinidae.
AUGACUCUAUUCUUCGUUGGCUAUUUGAUAGCUGUAACAAGUACAAUUGCAUUUAUUGUUGUUAUUUUAACACCAAAAUGGAUUUAUCCAAAUAACUUACCAGUUGACGCAAAUAAUCUUGCAUCACCAAAUGAAAGAAAUUAUCGAGGAAUUUUUUAUGUUGAUGAAGAUUCAGUAGAUUCUUGUCGACCGCCAUAUACUGUAGCAUGUGCGUCUCUUGCAAUAAUUGCUUUAUCAUUAUCAAUAAUUCUUCUUUGGCUUGCUGGUGGUUAUUUAUAUAUUCGUCGCCGACGCCUUAUGCCAAUCGCAGUUAUAUGGAUUGUAAUGAUUACAAUGAAUCGCGAUAUUAAUUUAAAAAAUCGUUGUGAAAAUAUUGGUUUUUCAACAUGGAUUACAGUUGGUGGAAGUGGUGGUUAUUUACUAACUUUUAUAUCAUUUACUCUUUAUUGA